AUGGCAAAAUUUAUCGAUAAUGAAAUACUUGUGGCAACAGGACAAAGUGGCCUUACACUAUAUACCAAAGAUGGACAAUUUACCACAUUUAAGUCAUUUUCCCACUUAAAAACUGCAAGUGUUCAUGUAACUAAAGACAGUAAAAUAGUAGUUGGUUUGGUGGAAUAUACUCUCGAUAUAUUUAGAAUUGCAAAAGAAAGUCACAGAAAAGUUGUAAUUAUGAACCUGGAUGGUGACAUACAACAUACAAUUGAAUAUAACAGGGACAAUCAGAGACUGUUAACAUGUCCUUAUAGAAUCAAUAGUUUAAAAGAUAGGAUAGUAGUUGAAGAUAUUAUGAACAAGAAACGGGAGGGGAGGGUUGUAAUGUUUGAUUAUGGGGGACAACUCCAUUGGACCUACAAUGGAUGUAAUAGAAUCAUUUCUGAUCAGGUUAAGUUUUACCCAAGAGAUGUGUCAAUAACCUCUACAGCAAUGAUUUUAAUUUCUGACCAAAUCAAUCAUGCAAUACAUGUAACAACUCCUGCUGGGGAGGUUAUUGUAUGUUAUGAUGUAAAAGUCUUAGGUAUAGAGUUACCUUUCAGUCUUGAUAUUGACAAUAAUGAAGUUUUAUGUAUUGGAUGUGACACAUGGGAGGAAGACAAAAUUAGAAAGGCCAAGAUCAUCUGUGUUAAACUAACUUGA
Messenger RNA from Mytilus trossulus (common blue mussel), 684 nucleotides. RefSeq lists its product as uncharacterized. The record is from RefSeq and is a predicted model, not a curated record. Lineage: Eukaryota; Metazoa; Mollusca; Bivalvia; Mytilida; Mytilidae. The transcript has a single exon. Bases 1 to 684 code for a protein of 227 amino acids.